This is a messenger RNA of Salvia splendens (bonfire salvia), 1332 nucleotides long. RefSeq names its product protein FAR1-RELATED SEQUENCE 5-like. Bases 1 to 1332 code for a protein of 443 amino acids. The transcript has 4 exons. Lineage: Eukaryota; Viridiplantae; Streptophyta; Magnoliopsida; Lamiales; Lamiaceae. The record is from RefSeq and is a predicted model, not a curated record.
AUGGCGAUCGAGGUCGACAGCCUCCUCCGCGGCCUCAUCCUCCUACUCGCCUUCCCGCUCAUCGCCGUCGCCUUCGUCUCCAGAUCCGACACGCCUUCGUUCAGCUCCACCACGCCCAACAGCGUGCUCCCCUCCAUCUCCAUAUUGGGAUCUACUUCAACAAAUUCUGCGGUUGAAGACAGAUUAGGAUCUACAUCAACAGGAUCUACAUCGAUCAAUGAUGGAUCGAUUAUGAAUGAUCUUAGAUAUCCAGGAGGCUCUCUUUUUGAUACGGAUUCAGAUUCGGAUUCAGAGCCAGAAUCAAAUAAUACCGCAGUUGAAGUGUCAUACUUACCUGAUUGUCCAUCCCAGCUAAAGCCUUACAUUGGACAUAUUUUUCUUAGACUUGAUGAUGCUACUGAGUUCUGUAAUAAGUAUGCACGACAUGUUAGGUUUGACACUCUUAAACAUGAAUCCAAAAAGAAGGGGGAUCAUGUCACAUGGUUGUAUGUUGUGUGCAGUAGAGAAGGUCAGAGGAAAAUGAAAAUGCAAGGGCAUGAGUCAAAACGUAGACGUUCUUCUAGGAAGUGUUUUUGCAAGGCUAAAAUUGCUUUUAAGUUUUGUAAAGGAAUUAGUUAUGUUGUCAAUCAAUUUGAUGAAAUACAUAAUCAUGAUAUGGUGGAGUUACGCCAUAAGCGAUUCAUGAGGCUGAAUCGCAACAUUGACCUAUUGCAUCAGAAAUUUAUUCUAGAUUGUGCAAGUGCAAACAUAGGCCCUACACUGACUUUUAAGUUGUUGAAUGAGGUUCUUGGUGGGCUGGAUUAUGUUGGUUGCACGGUUGUAGAAGUUAGAAACUAUAGGCACGACUUGAGAGCAUAUACUAGUGGGGCAGAUGCACAAAUGGUACUUAAUGAGAUGAGCCGGAAGAAAGAGAAUUGUCCAGCAUUCACCUAUGAUUUUGAGGUGAACUCUAAGGAUAUGCUCACUCGUCUUUUCUGGUGUGACCCCAUUGCUAAGAAGAAUUUCCAUCUCUACGGAAAAGACAACCAUGGGAGACCUGUAGCAUUUGGUGCAGACUUAUUAUCUAAAGAAAAUGCUGAUUCCUUCACAUGGUUGUUUGAACGUUUUGUCAAAUGUAUGGGUUCUGCACCAAAAUUGAUCAUUACUGAUCAGAAGGUUGCUGUGGAAAGAGUCCUUGUUGAUACAAGACAUCGAUGGUGCAUGUGGCACAUCAUGUUCAAGGUUGUGGAAAAUUUACCAAAGAAUCUACUUGGCAAUGCAGACUUGAAAAAGGAUUUAAACAAUUGUGUGUGGUAUGAGUUGAUAGAGCCUGAAGAAUUUGAUGAAGAAUAG